AUGCAAUCCCUGGCACGACGCUGUUCUUCCCAGCUCUCUUCCAAUGCCCGCCUAUUCUCGACGUCGUCUGUGGCGUUGCAGGCAACACCUCUGCAGAAGCCUGUGAUGAACAAGGAGUUCAAGAUAUACAGGUGGAACCCAGACGAACCCAGCAAGAAGCCCAUGCUGCAGUCGUACACUAUCGACCUGAACCAGACGGGUCCCAUGGUGCUGGAUGCACUGAUCAAGAUCAAGAACGAGAUUGACCCGACUUUGACGUUCAGAAGGUCGUGCAGGGAGGGUAUAUGCGGGUCCUGUGCGAUGAACAUCAAUGGGCAGAAUACGCUUGCGUGCUUGUGCAGGAUUGACAGAAACACCUCGAAGGACAGCAAGAUUUACCCAUUGCCGCAUAUGUACAUCGUCAAGGACCUGGUUCCGGACUUGACGUACUUCUACAAGCAAUACAAGUCUAUUCAGCCAUAUCUCCAGAACGACAAUCCCCCAGAGAAAGGCGAGUUCCUCCAGUCGCAGGAGGAUAGGAAAAAGCUGGAUGGUCUUUACGAGUGUAUUCUGUGCGCGUGCUGCUCGACGUCGUGCCCGUCCUACUGGUGGAACCAGGACGAGUAUCUGGGACCUGCGACGUUGAUGCAGGCGUAUAGGUGGAUUGCCGAUUCUCGGGACUCGUACGGUGAAGCAAGGAAGGAGAAGCUGCAAAAUGAGAUGAGCAUGUAUAGGUGCCAUACGAUCUUCAACUGCUCGCGGACGUGUCCCAAGGGACUGAACCCUGGCGCUGCGAUUGCAAAGAUCAAGUUGGAGCUGGCGACGGAGUAG
Desarmillaria tabescens is the source of this 810-nucleotide messenger RNA. Its product is annotated as iron-sulphar subunit protein of succinate dehydrogenase. Gene Ontology annotation, biological process: respiratory electron transport chain; tricarboxylic acid cycle; aerobic respiration. The transcript is spliced from 4 exons. NCBI's taxonomy places the organism in Eukaryota, Fungi, Basidiomycota, Agaricomycetes, Agaricales, Physalacriaceae. The record is from RefSeq and is a predicted model, not a curated record. Gene Ontology annotation, cellular component: mitochondrial membrane. The coding region runs from base 1 to 810 and encodes 269 amino acids. Gene Ontology annotation, molecular function: electron transfer activity; 2 iron, 2 sulfur cluster binding.